This is a messenger RNA of Amborella trichopoda, 1992 nucleotides long. Its product is annotated as ornithine decarboxylase. Gene Ontology annotation, cellular component: cytoplasm. Gene Ontology annotation, molecular function: ornithine decarboxylase activity. NCBI's taxonomy places the organism in Eukaryota, Viridiplantae, Streptophyta, Magnoliopsida, Amborellales, Amborellaceae. The record is from RefSeq and is a predicted model, not a curated record.
UCCGAUUUCUCUCUCUAACAUUAGCUACACACGCUUCCAAUCUCUCUCUCUCUCUAGACUGAAAAGCGAUUCACCAAUCUCCUUCAUUGUAUCUGUGUUGAGCCGCAUCCGCAUCUCCAUGCCGGGCCCACUUCCUUUGAGGAAUCAUAAAAUGCCUCACCAUUCCCCCUGCUCACCCUUGUAACAAAACCCACCAGAUUAAAACUACUCCCAUCGCUCUCUCUCUCUAACAAAGAACACCAAGGAACCAUCUCUCUCUCUCUAACAAGAACACCAAAGAACGCACACUCUCUCUCUCUCUAACAAGAACACCAAAGAACACACUCUCUCUCUCAAUUCUCAGAAUCCGACGCACAAACCUAACCACUGGUGCCGAUUCUCAUACCAAAAGGCGCCCCAAUUAUAGACCCCUCUUUUCCUUACGCGGUGCUUCUUUCUCCCCACUAUAAAUCCCAUCCCCUGGCCUCAAACCAACUUUCAACCAUCCAUCGAAUAACCUUCUUUCUCUCUCUUCUUUCUCCCUCUAUCUGUCAUGGGCUCAGACCAGCUUGGAGCCCCUUCCACUAGAACCCUGCAGGCGGUGAUCAGCUCACCCCACAUAAGAAAUAAGCGACUAUGGCCCCUCUCCAAAUGCUCAAAGGGGGGCGUGUCAGACCUUGUCCAAACCAUCAUCAAAAAACAAGACGCCAAAGACCCCUUCUACUUGAUGGACAUGGGAUCCCUUGCCUCCUUAUGGGACCGAUGGCAAGAGGUCCUCCCCACCGUCCGACCAUUCUACGCUGUCAAGUGCAAUCCUGAGCCUGCCCUGCUCGGUGCCAUGGCGGCCCUUGGUGCUGGCUUCGACUGUGCGUCCCGCGCCGAGAUUGAGUCCGUCCUUGCCCAAGGCGUCUCCCCUGACCGCAUUGUCUAUGCCAACCCCUGCAAAGCCGAGACCCAUAUCAAAUACGCGGCCAGCGUCGGAGUAAACCUCACCACCUACGACUCAAAAGACGAGGUUGAAAAAUUACGCAGGCUCCACCCGAGAUGCGCAUUGUUAUUGAGAGUGAAGCCGCCGGACGAUGCCGGCGCACGGUGCCCAUUGGGCCCAAAGUACGGCGCCCUCCCUGAGGAGGUCGUCCCACUUCUGCAGGCGGCCCGCAGCGCAGGCCUGUCCGUCACCGGCGUAUCAUUCCACGUCGGUAGCGGCGCAGCCCACGCACGGGCAUACACUUCAGCCAUUGCUGCCGCACGUGCAGUUUUCGAUUCUGCCAGGCAAUUGGGCUUGCCCAGCAUGCGUAUUCUAAACAUCGGUGGCGGCUUCACCGCCGGAGAGCGGUUCGCCGAGGCAGCGGGCUUCAUCCGCAAUGCGCUGCGAUCACAUUUCACAGACCAAGUUACGGUGAUCGCCGAACCGGGCCGCUUCUUCGCCGAAACGUGCUUCACCCUAGCAACCAACAUAAUUGGGAAGCGGGUGCGUGGUGAGCUGAGAGAAUAUUGGAUAAGCGAUGGGAUUUAUGGGUCCAUGAAUUGCUUGUUGUAUGACCACGCCACCAUCACUGCGUUGCCCCUGGCCUGCGCAUCAGGGCGUGGAAACCCUAAUUGCGUGGGCAUGAGGAACUAUCCGUCUACAGUGUUCGGCCCAACUUGUGAUGCGUUGGAUACGGUUUUGAAGGGCCAUCAUUUGCCCGAGCUGUAUAUUAAUGACUGGCUCGUGUUUCCUAAUAUGGGCGCCUAUACCGCAUCGGCUGGGUCCAGUUUUAAUGGGUUUAGCACGGCUGCUAUUCCCACCUACCUCGCUUGCUCAAGUGCAACUUAAAGAGAGAGAGUCCUCAUUUAUGUUUCCUUAGAGAGAGAAAGAGAGGGGAAACUCCUUAUUUCUAUUUCUCUUUUGUGGUGUUGUCUGGUGUCUCUAGAAAAGAUGGAGACGGCUCUUGUGUUUCUUUCGUUACUUUCUCUGAAGUGGCAUUUGGUUAGUCCAGUCUUUUGUGCGUUAUGGAAAAUUGUCAGUAAAAG